Messenger RNA from Hibiscus syriacus, 914 nucleotides. Its product is annotated as FCS-Like Zinc finger 8-like. The record is from RefSeq and is a predicted model, not a curated record. Lineage: Eukaryota; Viridiplantae; Streptophyta; Magnoliopsida; Malvales; Malvaceae. The transcript is spliced from 2 exons. The coding region runs from base 16 to 831 and encodes 271 amino acids.
UUCUUGUUCUUAGUUAUGCUGAGGAAAAGGUCCAGAGCAAUGACAGGAAAGCAAACUUUAAUGGCUGAUCAGAGCUCCCAAAAAUCCCCAGCUGCCCAGAAUUACACUAAACCAAUCCCAUCUUUCUUCGGUUCUCCAAGAUUCAAAGCUUUCACUUCAAAAGCCCUCCCUGAAACCGAAGCUAUCAAGAGCCCUACUUCAAUCCUCGACAACAAACUAUCCUUUCCCUUUUGUAACCCCUUUGCGUUAAACCGCCCGAAACCCAAAAAAUUGUCACCUGAAAAUCCAGAACCGAAAGGCAUCGGGCUUGCUAUACUCGAUACAUUCAUCAACGAUAACCGAGGUGAAGAUAACAGUUCUGGCGAGAAGAAUAACAACAAAAAGGUCUUGUUCGGGACCGAGCUCAGAGUCCAGAUUCCUCCACUCCCACCUACUGAUUUUGGAAUCAAGACCAGGAAUUCAGAUUUAUUGCCAACAUUCGGAUCUCCUGAUUCUGGUAUCCAUAUGAAGGAUUCUCCUUGCAUUCUGGUUACUGAAAUGGAGCUGUCUGAGGAUUAUACAUGCGUGAUAUCUCACGGUCCGAAUCCCAGAACCACACAUAUAUUCAACAACUGCGUGGUCGAAAACUACUGCAGUGUAGCAGAUAAUAAAUCCAAGACUGCAUCCGAAAGUUUCCUUAGCUUUUGUCACACAUGCAAGAAGAAUCUUGAACAGAAAAUUGACAUUUACAUUUACAGAGGUGAGAAGGCCUUUUGCAGCCCAGAGUGCCGAUAUCAAGAAAUGCUCCUGGAUGGAGAGGAGUUCAUUACUGCUUCAAGAAAUUAUUUCUGAAUAUUGCAACCAGAAUCAUUGGAUCCAUACUCUUUUGCCUUUUGUUUUUACCCUCUCCCCUGCAGAUAAGAGAUAGUAGAGGA